Molecule: messenger RNA, 1470 nt
Organism: Ilex paraguariensis (yerba mate)
Lineage: Eukaryota; Viridiplantae; Streptophyta; Magnoliopsida; Aquifoliales; Aquifoliaceae
Source: the annotation of a GenBank genome assembly
AUGGAACCUAACACAAGCUCGUGGGCGGAGGCACAACGUUGGCUCACCAUCGCCGAGAAACUCCUGAUCUCCGGUGAUCUUAUCGGAAGCAAAACAUUCGCGAUCCGGGUCAAAGAGUCCGACCCGAAUUUCGAGACGGCUUACCAAAUCCUAGCAGUGGCGGACACAUUACUUGCCGGCGAUAAGAGAAUCAACGGCCAACGGGACUGGUACGCGAUUCUCCAACUUGUCGGACCGACCCAUGACUUGGAACUCAUCUCGACUCAGUACCGCCGACUCGCUCUUCUUCUCCAUCCAGAAAGGAACAAGCUUGCCUUUGCUGAACAAGCCUUCAGGCUCGUCAUCGAUGCUUGGUCAGUUUUAUCGAACCCUUCGAAAAAGUUCUUAUAUGAUAACGAGCUCAAUCUCUCUUUAAAUCUCACUCCAAACCCAGUUCUAUUUCCAAACCCCCCAAACCCAGUUGGGUCUGGGUCUGUGUCUGGGUCGAGUCGAGAGCAAGAAAGUCAAAAUCAUCAGCCACCACAGCAAGAGCAAUUGAAACAAAACCCUUUGAAUAGCAGUUAUAAUUAUGAUAGUGGUGGAAAGGGUAAUGAGAAGAGUGUAAGAGAGGAGGUUUCGCGAUCAGUGCAUGUUGAACCUGAUCAAAGUUCGAAUUUUUGGACUGCUUGUCCGUAUUGUUAUCAUAUGUAUGAAUAUCCUAAGAUUUAUGCAGAGUGUACACUUCGGUGUCAAAACUGUAAAAGGGCGUUUCAGGCGGUGGUAAUUUCGUCGCCACCGCCGAUUGUUGAUGGGAAAGAAGCUUAUUUUUGUUCUUGGGGGUUUUUCCCAUUGGGGGUUUCGGCGUUGAAUUUGGAUAAAAAUAAGGGGCUUUCAGGUUGGACACCUUUUUCGCCUAUGUUUACCUGUCCUCAGAUGGUAGAGAAAAAUGGGGGCACAGAAAAUUUGAAGAAGAACAAUGCUCCUAGGAUUUAUUUUGAUGAUGAUGAUGUUUUUGUGCAAGUGACAGAUUCGAGUGAAGAUUCUGAUGAUGAUUGGGGUCGCAUUAAACAGAAGAGGAAAGGGAAGAAUGUGAAGGAGAAGGGUACACCAGGUAGAAAGGUUAAGAAACCGCAAGCAGAUAAAGGAAAGAAUGUUAAAGGAGGUAGUGGUGAGAAUUUGCGAGGUGGGUUUGUAAUGCAAGAGGGUGUGCCAGGGAGUAAUGUUGUGACGGCUGAGUCAAGUAAGAAAGCGACAGUGAGUAGCACAAGAAAGCCACCUGCAAAAGUUGCUAAGGAUUUGGGGAAGUUGGAUUUGAAUCUAGAGUUUAGUAAUGAGAUUGAAGAGCCUGCACUAGUAAUGCGUGGAGGACAUGGAGCAGGAAAUGGGGAGGAUGAUAACAUCGGAAUUGGCUUUUUUGAGGGCCUUGAUGAAUUCCUGAGUGGUUUGCCGAUACUCUCUGGUGUGGGUGAUGAUAAGGUUAAGGCUUCUUAG